Molecule: messenger RNA, 1068 nt
Organism: Tarenaya hassleriana
Lineage: Eukaryota; Viridiplantae; Streptophyta; Magnoliopsida; Brassicales; Cleomaceae
Exons: 4
Coding region: 196-975 (259 amino acids)
Cellular component (GO): chloroplast
Source: RefSeq, a predicted model, not a curated record
AUCAUCCCUUCCUCAUUCUAUCUGCUUUAACAGCACCGAUUGGCUUCUCCGUCGUCUGUCUUUGGGUGCCAGUAAGAGGUAUUAACGAAUCCUUAUCUCGAAAGGGAUAUUAGGGUUUCUUCCUCUUGGUUUCACCACGGUUUCGACAAGUUAAAACUCAGAGGUUAAUGUUUUAGAUGAAGAAUUAGAAUAAAGAUGAGCUCUACCCAGGCUAGUUUGUUUGGAACUUCCUGCUACUCUGUGAGGACAUCACGACCAAAGUGCGUCCCCAGCUUACUUUUGAGGCCGUCUUUACAUUUUAAUCAUCGGUCAACUCUUCAAGCGAAUGCAAGGAUCUCUACUCAGUUUUCACCUCUUCUGAAUCACCGGCGGCGUGGUGGACCUUCUGGGAAACAGAGGCAAGGUUCUGCUGUAUGCUUACUUGGUGGGAAGGAUAAGUCAGAUGGUAGUGACGAGAUAUCACCAUGGAAAGCAAUUGAGAAGGCCAUGGGGAAGAAAUCGAUCGAAGAUAUGUUGCGAGAACAGAUGCAAAAGAAAGAGUAUUAUGAUGGUGGGAGCAGCAAUAAUCCGCCACGAGGAGGAGGCGGUGGCGGAGGUGGCAGUGAUGGCGGCGGUGAGGGUUCUGAAGGCUCAGGAGAAGAAGACGAAGGCAUUGCAGGGAUUGUGGAUGAAACCGUCCAAGUGGUUUUGGCAACAUUGGGCUUCAUAUUUCUGUACGUAUACAUCAUCAGUGGAGAGGAGCUGUUCCGGCUGGGGAGGGAUUACAUAAAGCAUCUUUUUGGAGGGCCGAAGAGUGUUCGUUUAACCCGAACUAUCGAAGGUUGGAGAAGAUUCCUUGAGCAGAUGUCCCCGAAGAGAGUGUAUGACGAGUACUGGCUGGAAAAGGCCAUCAUCAAUACGCCCACAUGGUACGACGGCCCCGACAAGUACAGAAGCAUCCUUAGGUCAUAUGAUGAAUCAGAUGAUGAUGAAUAAGUUCGAUGACUCGGAAGCGUUUUGUUUAGGCCGAACCCGUUUUGCUUGUUUUCCUUUUCUCAAUCGGUAUUAUCAUUCAUCAGUUCCAAUCUC